AUGGAUUGCACCAUGCCCUACAGUUUCUGGCUGCAGGAUUCAGAACUAUACCCACACGUCAAGGCAUCAAUAAUGGAGCACCUGCAAACAACUAGCACCGAUUAUGGACAGUUGAUUGCUCAACCUCACCAACACUUCCUGCAUUCUGUACCAGAGAAUUCUCCUUGCGAGUCUAUACCCAUUUUUCACCAGCAUCACAUUGCAUGUGACGGAAACUCAACAAUCGAGGGCCAAACAGUGGGUCCGAUCCCGAUAGUCCAGGGCGACCUUCAAAGUCACGUUGCUGGACAGCAUCUACGCCACGUUUCUUCCAACUAUUCGCCUGCCCACAACAUGAGCUUUGCUGACACAAACCUUGCCGACCCAUGGUCACCCAUGCAAGGGUUCCAGCAUGACCAACGCAAUCAAUUGCAAAAAGAGGUAUACCCUCAAUAUGUGGUCAAUGGUGAUAAGUCAGAAUCGCACAUCGGUCCUACGUUUGUGUGCCAGUGGAAUGCUGGUCGUGGCAUAUGCGGGAGAACCAUAAAUGGAGCUAGGAUCGGUGAACAUAUGUCUUCAUACCAUUUCAAGUCACCUUUGCCCGCCGACGAGCGUUUAGAAUGUCUAUGGAAGGACUGUGAACUCCGGAAGCCUGUGCGCCGAGAUACAAUCACCCGCCACAUCCUGGAGAAACAUCUCGGACUCAGGUAUCGAUGCAAGCUCUGGGUAGCCUCUCCUGCUGGGGCCGGUUUUUGUCAAUCCCGGAAAAAUACACGCCUGCGUUAA
Molecule: messenger RNA, 765 nt
Organism: Suillus bovinus
Lineage: Eukaryota; Fungi; Basidiomycota; Agaricomycetes; Boletales; Suillaceae
Exons: 4
Coding region: 1-765 (254 amino acids)
Source: RefSeq, a predicted model, not a curated record